UUUUUGAAACAGAGAUCCAAAGUGCUUUACAAACAAGACAUAUACAUAAGGGUAUAACCAUAACCAAUCAAACAAGCAUAGGGAGCAUGUAAAUACAAACAAAGGAAGACAAGACAAGAGAGAAGUGUAACUGGGGGAAAGGUCAUGAAGUGCCUUAUAUGUAAUAAGUAAGAUCUUAUUGUUGAUUCUAAAUUCUACCGGAAGCCAAUGAAGGAAUGUGAGACCAGGAGUAAUGUGGGACCGACGGCUGGUUCUGGUUAAAAGUGUGGCGGCUGCAUUUUGGACUAACUGUAAACGAUUUAACGAAGCUUGACUGAGGCACGUUUAGAGAGGAGUUACAGUUAUCUAGACGGGAGGAAAUGAACAGUAGAAACCACAGCGACCCAGCUUCCUCUUUACCCACAAGUCUUAACCAAAAACACAAUGAAACACGUCUUUUUGUUGAUUCUCUUGUGUCACGUUUCAUCAGCAGUGAAACACUCCCUGAAGUUUAUCUUCACUGCAUCUUCUGGAGUCCCAGACUUCCCAGAGUUUGUGGCUGCUGGAGUGGUUGAUGAUAUUCUGUCGGGUUACUGCGACAGCAACAAAAAGAUAGUAGAACCAAAACAGGACUGGGUGAACAGAUUAUUUGAAGAUGAUCCUCAGCACUUCGAGUUGUACACUACAGAGUGUUCAGAGAAGCCACUCUUCUUCAAAGCCAGAAUUAAUAAUUUGAAGCAGCGCUUCAACCAAAGUGGAGACCUUCCCUCAGUGUCUCUCCUCCAGAAGACUCCCUCCUCUCCAGUCAGCUGCCACGCUACAGGUUUCUACCCUGACAGAGCCUUGAUGUUCUGGAGGAAAGAUGGAGAGCAGCUUCAUAAGGACGUGGACCACGGAGAGAUCCUCCCAAACCACGAUGGAUCCUUCCAGAUGAGUGUUGACCUGAACCUUUCAUCAGUCACACCUGAAGACUGGAGGAGGUACGACUGUGUGUUUCAGCUCUCUGGUGUGAAGAACGACAUCGUCACCAAACUGGACAAAGCAGAGAUCAGGACCAACUGGGUUUCUCCCUCAGAGUUUCCUGCUGGUGCUGUUAUUGGAGUUGUUGUAGGACUGCUGCUGCUGGCACUCUGCAUCACUGGACUCUUCAUCUGGAGAAGGAACAAUAAUGGAUUCAGAGCUGCAAACACUUCAGAUUCCUCAUUGCCAUUGGACAAAACUCCAGCUCCUGACUGAUCACAGUUCCCACUGAAGAUAAAAGAGAACUCCAAUGACGUUACCGUGGCAUCCAAACCAUUUCUUUUCCAGAGAGCACUUUAUUCUCAUUUGUAGAAGACUUUUUUAUAUUAUAGUAUAGUUUAUAUUAUUAGGUACUAGAACUCAUCUUUCUUUGGUAAUUAGGAAGAAGUCCAGUCAUGGGAGACACAGUCAUAUCCAACCCUUUAUUUCUCACAUCAUGGACUGUAUGAUGUUUCUUUCAAUGCUUCUUAUAAAACACUGCACUACUAAUGACUGAACUGAACCCCUGUUGUCUUCCAGUUGUGUCACAAAAUCUCAGUGUAUAAAGAUCACUGAAUGGCUUAGUCCCAACAUAUAUCACUGACUUGCUUGUACAGUAUGUAACACGUAGGCCUACACAUGCAUGCACACAGUUGAUUGAUCACAAUAUUUGUUUCAUGGGAUUUUACAAAACCUCCAUGAGGUUUAGACAGUGCACUCAAGUGAGCGACUCAUUGUGAUGUACAGUAUAAUGCUAAAAGACAGCAGCGCUCACAGGUGUGUUGAAAUACUAUGUUUAGUAAAAUGAUGUUAAUUUAGGAUCUUGAUACAGUGUUUGUUUUUGGGUAACUCCUUAAAUACUUUUUAACAGACUGCUUCUGUCCCUGAUGAUGGUGCUGACAAAAAUAGUCAUUUUAAAUGUUGUAUUGACGUCAAUGACAAGAAUUUAAUCUCUGAAUGUGAUGGAAACAUUUCUUGAUCUGAGUUUACGAGGAACAAAUGGCUUACUCCAACCGUUUUAUUGUUGUAAGUAUCAAUUUUCUGUUAACUGAUAAUAAAAAUCAUUAUUUGGAUUUAAGUAAA
Dicentrarchus labrax (European seabass) is the source of this 2061-nucleotide messenger RNA. RefSeq names its product mamu class I histocompatibility antigen, alpha chain F-like. Gene Ontology annotation, biological process: immune response. Lineage: Eukaryota; Metazoa; Chordata; Actinopteri; Moronidae. Bases 424 to 1215 code for a protein of 263 amino acids. The transcript is spliced from 7 exons. The record is from RefSeq and is a predicted model, not a curated record. Gene Ontology annotation, cellular component: external side of plasma membrane.